AUGGGCACUACAACAUCUAGACGUCUAUUCAAUCCAAAACCGACCCCAGAUGCAGUUGUCAUUGACAUAGGAUGCGAUGAUCAGGGUACGUAUCUUUGCAAAGAUAAAGUGCUUCCAUGUCUGAAUGGCGGAGUUUGUGCAUUAUUUAUUUCGGACGUUGAAGACAGAUGCAUUGAACGCUGCAAAUGUCCUCAGGAUUACAUCGGUGACUAUUGCCAAUUUUAUGCUGGAUUCUAUUCUGCGACAAUCGGUUUAAUAGUUGGCUUAUUUGUUACACUCUUAGUUAUCCUACUGACAAUUAUCUUCAUUUGGUACUGUUGUGCAAGAAGGAAACGAAGAAAACAAGAAAAUCAAAAAGUUGAACGCCAAUCGCCUCGAGCGUGCCUGUCCAAUCGAAUUGAUCGUAAUAACAUGAUAUAUGGCAGUAAUCGUGUGAUGAAUAGUAGCGAUCUAACUGUUGGGAGUAAUAAUCCAGUGAACAGUGCAACGCCUUAUGCCAGCCAUCCUGAUCUAGCCUCCGCACAGAUACAAGGAUACUCUACUUCGCAAUCGUUUAGCGUGUAUGAAAAUGUUGCCUGGGGUGAAGAUGUUGAUCCUGCUAAAUCACUUCUAACCGCUCCAUCUUCAGUUUACACAUAUGGAAGAGGGGGACCAGUGAAUAAUAAUAAUAAUAAUAAUAUAGGUGACUGUAACCAUUCGCUUGAUGUCAAUAGAAUCGAUGAUAAGCAAGUGUCAAUUUCAAUUUCAGACUAUGGUGGUCUAUCGAAUACGCCAACAUCUGUGAUGCCUAUCCAUCGGUAA
This is a messenger RNA of Trichobilharzia regenti, 801 nucleotides long. Lineage: Eukaryota; Metazoa; Platyhelminthes; Trematoda; Strigeidida; Schistosomatidae. The record is from the annotation of a GenBank genome assembly.